UAUGUACAGACAUUAUGUACAGAAACAGACAACCAGUUUAUCAGAGUGCAAAAAGAGUUGAGAGAAUUAGAAAAUGGUUUAAAGAAAGUGUUAGAGAGAAUACAAAAUUUAGAAAGUAAAUCUGAGAAGCAUCAUGAGAAAAUAGAAAAUUGCAGUGCACAGACAACAAUACUUUCUGAAAAAUUGGAAGAUUUAGAUGCUGAGAUAAAGAAGCGAGAAGAAGACCAUAUUCCAAAGAAUAUUCGUGCACAACAUAAUCAAGAAAUAAAAGAAUGGGAGAAUGAUGAAUCUACUUUUUAUAAAACCCAAGCAACACACCACGUGUUGACAGUGUUACAUUUAAAUCAUUACAGUACUACCUGUGACAUUAUCUUAUUAAUGGUGGCCAUAAAAAAUAUGGUCACCAUGAUGGCCCUAAAUGUCCAUCAUUAUACCCCCUGCUGCUUAAUUAAUACACAAGGUAUAAAUCAAAAACUAGUCAAGGAUAAAGAGAAAUCAUGACUGCAUUGAAGUGUUAAAAUUACAUAACUUACAGGUAAAGUGUCUCAGGGAAAAUAUAUGACUUUUUGUGUUUGUCAAAUUUAAUAGCUGUGGUUAUGACAAGAAAAUUCUAAAAUAAAAUGAAAUAAUAAAACUAGUUGACCAUAGAGCUUCCUAACUUUUUUUUGUAAAAAUUUUCUCAUGACUGUUUGCAAAUGUUUGUUUCGAUGUUAUAACUUUUAAAUAAUUCUAUCAAUUUAAGUUAUUUUUUACAUGUAUUUUUUGGCAAGUGAAUAAUAAAUGAAUAUCAUCUUCUAAUAUAAUGCAAACUUUCACAACGCCUGCCUUUUUCCAUUGAAAAAGUGUUUCUCAAAUUAAUUUUCUAAAAUCAAAAUUGUUUAUACUUACUGCAUUUAACAUUGUUUAACAAAUGUUUAAGAUUAUCUUUAGGACUUAUUCUAAAUAAAAUUUAGGCAAUUCAUUAUUUCUCUAUUGAAUAAAUACAUGUAUAUUCAUUAUAUUCAUGAUAUUCAUUACAGAAAAAUUUGCUAAUUUUUUUAUUGUCAUAUAAACAUAUUACAAUUUAAUCAAGUUUCUGACAAAAACAAACCCAAAACAAACUUUAUAAUGCAAAGAAAUAACAAUUCUAUAGUAUAAGAAAUCAAAACACAUGGAAAAAGGUUAUAUUAGGUUUAUGCCCUCAGUUUUAUUGACUUUCUAUGUUAUAGAGGUUUAGCAUUUCUUUUACUUUUUGUUCUUGGUUAAGAUUUUAUUCAUAAGAUUCAAGAUUUUAUUCAUAAACUGGUCAGAGACAUUAUUAUGAGAAGGUAAACAAUUUUCAAAUAGAUUAUCUCUAAGUUAUGUUAAUUUUACAAACAAUUCUAUCCUUUAUAGGAGUUGUUAUUCACCAAUUCUAUUUCUAAAUUAUGACCACUUAUUCUUUACUUAGUGAAGCAUUUGAGUUUACUGUUUUCAUCAUAAAAUUUAUUUUAUUUUCAAAAAUAUUCUUAUUUUUUUUCUUAAAAUUCAUUUUUAAUCAAGGGCUUUAAAGAAUCUAAUUCAUUCAAGUCCCUGCAAUUAUUAACUUUAUCUAAAAGGCCUGAGUUGAGUGAAAUAUUCUUUGCAAAUGUAUACCAAGAAUAUGUAUCAUGCAUAUGCCAGUCCUGCAGUUUCGACAAUAUAAUACACAGAACAAAAAGUGAUUUAAUUAAUAGACCAUAAAAAUGUCACAAUCUAUAUAGAAGUGUACUUUAUUUUUUCUGGAGACAAAACUUGCCUGUUAACUGACAAAAUUAGCCAAACUGAAGAUAACAUAUUUGAUAAGUUUACAAUUGUUUCAAAAAGCAAGACAAUUUAUUCUUUAAAUAAUCUCUUUGUAAGUCUCUUUAGUGAUUUUUGAUGCAAAACUCGUUUUGAGAUUUGAAAAAUAUCAAAGAUAAACAAAAAUAGUUUAUUCCUAUACCAUAUAAUGAUAUUUGUAGUUUUCCGGAAUAAUAAUCAUGAUAAUAGAUUGUACAACUUUGUUAACAAAAUUUAUUAUAAAAGGGUUGAUAUUCAUGAUAUUGAUAAUUUAAAUUUGUGAAUAAACUGGCUUGUUAAAUUACUUGCUUCAUGGUUCCUUUAAACAUAUCAUUUGCAUGAUUAUAAGUUAUAAUUAAUAAUAAUGCAUUUAAUAAUGCAAACGAACAAUAGAAUACCAUGUACAUCAUGUAUAAUAACUUUUUUUUUACUGAAAAAAUAAUUAUUUAAAGGAUUCUCUCUUUUGUUUUCAAAUGCUAGUCAAUAACUUAUAUUUUAAUUUUUGUCAUUUCUACUCAAGAUUCUUUCCAAGAGGAAAUUAAAAGAAUAAGAAGCAAAAAAACAAAUAAAAUUAUAAUAACAUAAAAAAAUAAAAGCAUUAGAAAAAAAGGAAAAUAUGUAAAUUUAAAGACAGAAAAAUCAACAAAUGAUAUGAAUUAACAAAGACUAAAACAAACAUUCUAUUCUACAUUUUCAAGAAAAGGUAAAAUGUCAAUUUGAGAAGAAACCUGAGUUACAUGUACCUGUACAGGUAAAUUUUAAUGAAACAUACAAGCUGAAAACUUCAACCCUGAUUGAUUUCAACAGGUAACAUAAUUAGAUAAAUCAUCAACCUAUGUUUUAUGACCCCAAUAAAUGGCCAACAUCUCAAGAUUGAAUACCUCAAUAAAUGGCCACCAUUUGAUGGUGACCAUACAAGAGGGUGGACAUAACUAAGAGGAAGUCACAGGUUGUACUGUAUAUUAUUGUCAAAGGGAGCGCAGGUUGUGGUAAAUCUUCAAAUAUACAUCAUGCUGCCUUACACUUACGUAACAAUUUUGGAUAUGAGAUAAUAACUGUUUUAACAGGAUCAACAGACAUUUUGAAUUAUUAUAAUGAAAACAAGAAAAAAGCGUUUGUUGUGGACGACAUUAGUGGAAAGGAAUCUAUCAAUUUACAGACAUUACAGAUGUGGAUAGAUUAUUCUGAAAGAUUGGAGAAAAUAUUUAAGAUCAAUAAUACAUAUGAUGUCAAUGUCUCAGAAAUAUUAGGUUCAAAACUGUUAGUUUCUUGUAGAUUACAUAUAUAUAAAGAACCCCAGUUCCAACUAUUAAAGUUUCUUACAAGGCAAGAAUGCAAUUUAUUGUCACCAGCAUUUGUUCUUCUACAAGAGGAGAAAAUAUAUAUGGUGAAAAAAUACCUGCCAGAUGAUAUAAUAGUUAAUGUAAUGAAAUUCGAGGAGAACAAUGAUUUUUUUCCAUUGCUUUGCAAAUUGUCAAAAGACAACACAUGAGAAGAAGUCAUUAAACUUUUCACAGCUCCUGUGAACAGCAUUAGAAAAAAACAUAAGCCACAUUGUUCUUGAGAACAAGGUACAGUUUUGUGCUCUUGUUUUAUGUAUAUUGUAUGAUGAUGGAUUCAAUACAGAUUGGCUUAAUUUGAAAUCACUGUCAGUGAAAAAGAAGGACAAACUUGAAGAUAUUGUUAACGAAUUUGACAUAAACUUAUCUAAAGAAAUAUCAAGAAAUGCUUUAAAAUCUUGUUUUAUAGUUUUAAAUGGUACAUAUUUUGAGCAAAUUGGUACAAAGUACAGAAUGAUACAUGAUAAAAUCUAUAAAAUUGCAGCUGUAAUCUGUGGACAGCACCUUACAGAAUGUUUUAUAAAAUAUAUUCCUUCCAUAUUUAUUCGUGACCUUUUCAUCUUUGAAUCUAUUUUGAAUGUACCAGUUAAUAAUGAUGUAAUAAUACUAUCGAAAGAAAAAGAAGAAGAGUAUUUUGAAAGAUUGUUAACUGACUUAAAAGAAUUUAUCAUCAUAAGUACUUUUCAUAAUAAACAAUUGAUAUCUCAGGCAUUUAGAGACAGGUUAAUAUAUUUUUUUAGUAGGAGUGAUGAUGCAAAAACAUUUUUAAAGGAGUUUGAUAAAGAAGGUUUAUAUACAACACCUGUGAUAGAAUCAGCAUCAGGAGGUUACCUUGAUUUGGUCCAUUUUUUGAUUGUAGAUGUAAAAUGUGAUAUAAAUAAGACUGAUGGAAACUGCAGGUCAGUUAUAUAUAAGGCGUCUGAAGGAGGACAUACAGAUGUAGUCAAAUUAUUACUUCAAAACAAUGCUGAUGUCUCGCAGUGUAACUUUAGUAGACAGUUUCCAUUGCAUGCUGCAUGUAAAGGAGGGCAUAUAGAUGUAGUUAAGUUAUUGCUGCAGGAAAAUACUGAUGUUUCGCGGUGUAACCAUUUAAAACAGUCUCCGUUGUAUGUAGCAUGCAGAGGAGGACAUACAGAUAUAGUGAAACUACUACUCCAGGACACUGUUGAUGUCUUGAAAUGUGAUCAUUUUAGAGAAUCUCCGUUGUACGUAGCAUGUGAACAAGGACAUACAGCUAUAGUGAACUUGUUACUACAGAAUAAUGCAGAUGUUUCAGAGUGUAACUCUUCUAAUGUUCUCCUUUGUAUGUUGCAUGUGAAGGAGGGCAUAUAUAUAUAGUGAAACUUUUACUUCAUAACAGUUCUGAUGUAUUUCUGUAUAGCAAUAAUGGACAGUCUCCAUUGUAUAUGGCCUGUGGUGGAGGCCAUACAGAUAUCGUGAAAAUGUUGCUGCAACUGAACGCUGAUGUGUCUCAAUGUAAUAAGGAUGGAAAGUCCCCAUUGUAUGCAGCAUGUGAAGGAGGAUAUCAAGAUAUAGUUAAACUGUUGCUGCAAAAAAAUGCGGAUGUAUCUCAGUCUGACAGUUAUAGACAAUCUUCUUUGUAUGUGUCAUGUAGAAAAGGACAUACAGGUAUUGUCAAAAUGCUGCUGCAGAACAAUGCCUUUAAUUCUGUGGAGCACAGUUUGGGAUGGUGUCUAUCAAAUAUGUUGCAUGUGGCAUGUGAGGGAGGGCAUACAAAUAUAGUAAAACUGCUACUUCAGAACAAUUCAAAUGUAUCUGUGCGUGAUAUACAUGGAGAGUCUCCAUUGUUUGCUGCCUGUAAAGGAGGACAUUUCAAAACAGUGAAACUUUUACUGCAGAAUAGUGCUGAAGUGUCUAGAUGGAACAAUAAUCAAGAGACUCCGUUGUAUGUUGCCUGUAGAGGAGGACAUACAGAAACAGUAAAACUGUUGCUGCAAAACAAUGCUGAUAUAUCUCAGUGUAAUACAGAGGAUGAGUCUCCGCUGUAUGUUGCCUGUGAAGGAAUGCAUAUAGAUACCAUAAAACUGUUACUACAGCACAAUGCUGAUGUGUCUCAGUGUGAUCGUAACUAUGGACAGUCGCUUUUACAUGUGAUAUGUGGAAGUAAUUUAUAUAAAUACGGUCAACCACUUAAAGAUGCAUAUGAAUAUAAGUGGAAGAAGUAUUCAGAUCGUAUUGAAAUUGUAAAAUUAUUAAUUGCAUGGAACGCAGAUGUUCAAAUGUGUAAUAACAAUGAUGAAACACCAAUAUGUGUAGCCUGGAACGCAGCCUUUUGUGAAAUUGAAAAUAUUCUUGUUUGGUCAAUAAAGAACUAGAGGAUUAUAGGUACACUGUAAGAAGUGAUAAGAUGUAACUUUAAGUCAUUAAUAGCACUGAGUUUUUCAAGCUUAUAGAGGUACCAGGGUCAAAAUGAGUUUUUUUGCAUUUUUACAUAGAUUCAAAACACCCUGACAAGUUAUUUUGCUAGAUUCUGCAAAAUGCCAGAAUUAUGGUCAUUUUUGUUACUUUAGAUUUUUUUAAUAUUUAUUUUUCACAGGCAUUUCAUCUAAAAAAAUUUUACCAUUCGAUUGCCAUAGCAAGAAUGUACCGAAAUCUGCAAUCUAAAUAAUAAUUUGAAAUCCAAAAGAAACUGCUAUCAAUUUCAAUAGAUUUCUAAGGGGAAAAAAAUUCAAAUAAUAUCACCAAAAAAUAAAACUAGGUACUUUACAAUUUUAAUCAUUGUUAUAUCUCAUUUUGAAAAAAAAAAAAUGGGCACCU
Molecule: messenger RNA, 5897 nt
Organism: Mytilus californianus (California mussel)
Lineage: Eukaryota; Metazoa; Mollusca; Bivalvia; Mytilida; Mytilidae
Product: ankyrin-1-like
Exons: 4
Coding region: 4526-5455 (309 amino acids)
Molecular function (GO): protein binding
Source: RefSeq, a predicted model, not a curated record